Molecule: messenger RNA, 1897 nt
Organism: Camelus dromedarius (Arabian camel)
Lineage: Eukaryota; Metazoa; Chordata; Mammalia; Artiodactyla; Camelidae
Gene: SERPING1
Product: serpin family G member 1
Exons: 8
Coding region: 116-1642 (508 amino acids)
Biological process (GO): negative regulation of endopeptidase activity
Molecular function (GO): serine-type endopeptidase inhibitor activity
Source: RefSeq, a predicted model, not a curated record
GACGGAACACCGCCACCCCACCCUCCCUGAACCCGUGGGGCUCUCCACUCAGUCUGCACUGAAGCUGCCUAGUGACCAGGAGUUGGAGCAGGUCCGGGCUGACGUCGCCGCCCAGAUGGCCUCCAGGCUGACCCCGCUGACCCUCCUGCUGCUGCUGCUGCUGACUGGGGAUGGAGCAUCCUGGCUAAGUGGUACCCGCAACAACCCUGUGCAUCCAGAGAGCGUGCAAGGAGGGGAAAGUGAAGGAGGUAUCUCAGAGGGAGAUGUUCUCAAGGACGUACCCAGUAAAGGAGAUAGCUCAGAGGGAGAUGUUCUCAAGGACGUACCCAGUAAAGGAGAUAUCUCAGAGGGAGGUAUUCUGAACGAUGUACCCAUUCAACGCACCGAGGGCUCUUCCAUCUUGCCGGAAACCAACAGGACCAUCAUCCUAGCCGAUACUGCUCUCACCACCCAACCCUUCAACCAGACAACCACUCCACCCACCCAGCCCACUACUGAGCCCAUCUGCCCAGCACCUGACACCUCCUGCUCUGGCUCGGAAAGCCAUUCAGCAGAGGCCGUGCUGGGGGAGGCUUUGACCGAUUUCUCCGUGAAGCUCUACCACGCUUUCUCAGCAAUGAAGAAGCCUGAGACCAACAUGGUCUUCUCCCCGUUCAGCAUCGCCAGCCUCCUCACUCAAGUCCUGCUUGGGGCUGGAGGAGAAACCAAGAAAAACCUGGAAAGCCUCCUCGCUUACCCCAAAGACUUCACCUGUGUCCAUGAGGCCCUGAAAGCCUUCACAUCCGAAGGCUUCACUUCAGUCUCUCAAAUCUUCCACAGCCCAGACCUGACCAUCAGGGACACAUUUAUAAACGCCUCUGGGAACCUGUAUGGCAGCAGACCCACAGCCCUGGGAAAUGACAGUAGUGUCAACUUGGAGCUCAUCAACAACUGGGUGGCCAAGAAGACCAACCACAAGAUCAGCCACCUGCUAAACAGCCUGCCUGCCGACACCCGCCUUGUCCUCCUCAACGCCAUCUACCUGAGUGCAAAGUGGAAGAUAACAUUUGAUCCCGUCCAAAAAAACAAGGAGGCCUUUUACCUCAAAUCCUCUGUGAUAAAAGUGCACAUGUUGACUAGCAAGAAGUACCCUGUGGCCCAUUUCGUGGACAGAACGUUGAAGGCCAGGGUGGGCCGUCUGCAGCUGUCCCACAACCUGAGCUUGGUGAUCCUGGUGCCCCUUACGAUGAAACACUAUCUCCAAGAAAUAGAGAAUGCUCUCAGCACCCCUGUCUUCAAGGCCGUCAUGGAGAAGCUGGAGUCCCUCAAGUUCCACCCCACUCAUCUGAUGAUGCCUCGCAUCAAAGUAAAGAGCAACCAGGACAUGCUGUCAAUCAUGGAGAAGCUCGAAUUCUUUGACUUUUCCUACGACCUCAACCUGUGUGGGCUGACCGAGGACCCGGAUCUUCAGGUUUCUGGGAUGCAGCAUCAGUCCAUGCUGGAGCUGACAGAGACCGGGGUGGAGGCGGCUGCAGCCUCGGUUAUCUCUGUGGCCCGCAAUUUGUUGACCUUUGACGUGCAGCAGCCUUUCCUCUUUCUGCUCUGGGACCAGCAGCACAAGUUCCCUGUCUUCAUGGGGCGGGUAUAUGACCCCAGGACCUGAGACCUAUAGGGGGCAGACUAGGGCAAGCCCUACCCCUCAAGCCUCAGCAUUCCUAGUUGCAGCCCUGCUGCUGCCAGCCUGGAUUUGCCCCUAGCCACUUCCCGUCUCAGGUCUGCCCUCCCCGUGAAGGGCUCCUUAGGGUCUGGUGAGGGAGACCUGCUUCUAUCAUCCCUUCCCUGUGACUCUCCAAGGCACUUUUGCAGCUUUCUCUGGUCCAAAUACACCAGACUACAAAUAAAACCUAGCAGAUCAUAA